CUUUUCCUCCCUCUUUCAUUCUCACUCUGUCUCUUCCUCGGCGCCGGCAGCGUUUCAGGCUUUCCCUCCUUUUGUGUGUUUUUUAAUGGCCCUCCGAGCUUCGGUCACAUUUACCGGGACGUUUCCACUCGUCCUUUCGCCAAAAUGACGGUUUGCGGCGAUCAGCGCGCGCUCGGGCGACUUCACGAGACAUCGAGGGAGUCCGAGCAGCUGGGAUAAGUCACUGGUGCUAUGCUGCGAACUCCGGGACGGACAGGAGUUCGGGUUUCCCCAAAUAUCAGCAGUUUCCACGCAGACAUGGAUCAAAGCCAUUGGUUUGCAGUCUGAACGCAGCAGGUGAGCUCGGGCCUGGGAAACCUGCACACACAGCUCUGCCAGCUUCGUUGAGCCAUUGCACAAGGAGAAAGCACAGAAAUGACGGACAGGAUGAGCGUCAGCACACCCAAAGUCAACCCUCUGCCCGCCGCGGCCCCGGUGCUCCCCCCGGAGCCCAUCGACAUCAUACGCACCAAGGCCCGCUCCCGGCGGGUCAGACUCAACGUGGGAGGCCUGACACAUGAAGUCCUAUGGAGAACGCUGGACAGGUUGCCCAGAACUCGGCUCGGAAGGCUAAGAGACUGCAACACCCACGAAUCCCUGCUGGAGCUGUGCGAUGACUACAGCCUGACGGAGAACGAGUACUUCUUUGACCGGCAUCCCGUGGCCUUCUCCUCCAUCCUCAACUUCUACAGAACAGGAAAGCUGCACAUGAUGGAGGAGAUGUGCGCUCUGUCCUUCGGCCAGGAGCUGGACUACUGGGGCAUUGAUGAAAUCUACCUGGAGUCGUGCUGCCAGGCUCGCUACCACCAGAAGAAGGAGCAGAUGAAUGAGGAGCUGAGGAGGGAGGCGGAGACUCUGAGGGAGAAGGAGGGGGAGGAGGAGGAACACGGCUGCUGUCCCGACAAGAGAAAGAAGCUCUGGGAUCUGCUGGAGAAACCCAGCUCGUCUGUGGCUGCAAAGAUCCUGGCCAUGAUCUCCAUCCUGUUCAUCAUAAUUUCCACCAUCUCGCUGUCUCUCAACACUUUGCCAGAGCUGCAGGUGGUAGAUGAGUUUGGCCAGUUCAAUGACAACCCCAGCCUGGCUCAUGUGGAGGCCAUCUGCAUCGCCUGGUUCACCAUGGAGUACAUGCUGCGCCUGCUCUCAGCGCCCAACAAGUGGGACUUUAUCAAAGCGCCACUGAACAUCAUUGAUUUACUGGCUAUACUUCCUUACUAUGUGACUCUCUGCCUGACGGAGUCCAACAAGAGUGUGAUGCAGUUUCAGAAUGUGCGUCGUGUGGUCCAGAUCUUUCGAAUUAUGAGAAUACUAAGGAUCCUGAAGCUGGCCAGGCACUCAACAGGACUUCAGUCUUUAGGCUUUACUUUGCGAAGGAGCUACAAUGAGUUGGGUCUGCUGAUCCUCUUCCUAGCUAUGGGCAUCAUGAUCUUCUCCAGCCUGGUGUUCUUUGCUGAGAAAGACGAAGAUGCCACCAAAUUCACCAGCAUCCCUGCCUCCUUCUGGUGGGCCACUAUCACUAUGACCACAGUCGGCUAUGGAGAUAUCUACCCACAAACGCUGCUGGGCAAGAUUGUUGGCGGACUCUGUUGCAUAGCGGGAGUAUUAGUGAUUGCGCUUCCAAUCCCAAUCAUUGUCAACAACUUCUCCGAGUUCUACCGAGAGCAGAAGCGACAGGAGAAGGCUAUCAAGAGGAGGGAAGCCCUUGAAAGAGCAAAACGAAGUGGAAGUAUUAUUUCAAUUAACCUUAAGGAUGCGUUUGCACGAAGCAUGGAACUCACAGACGUAUUAGUGGAAAAGAGGGAGGAAAGUAAAUGUCCUAUGGACAACAACCUGUCCCCCAGUCGCUGGAGCUACCACAAACACUUCUCCAACGCAGAGGUGGAAAGCCCAGAAAGGUCCCAACAGUCUCACUAUCAGGAGGUGGCUCAGCUGGGCUCUCCUGAACGAGCCAGGUCCUCAUACAACACAACUAGUCCCCAGAAGCAGGAGUUUGCUCUCAACAAGGCAGCGGCCUUCCAAGAGCAGAAGGAGAAACUGAUGAAAGAACAGAUAGAGAUGAAAACACUGGUUUCCAGCAAAAGCCAGCAGACGUCCCCUAAUGUCAGCGCCGUACGAAAGUUCUCUAGUGGGGCUGAUGAUUGUUUGUUGGAUAAAGGGGAAGGAUGCUCCCUUCUCCCAUGUGUUCAGAGUGGCCACACUGGGGCAAGACAACAGCGUAUCCCCCCUCCCCUGGAUCUAAGUAAGAUCAGCACCAUAGAGGUCAGCAGGGGCCCUGACAGCAUCCAACCAAUGACCAUCAUCAAGGAAGGCUUGUAUGAGUUUGUGUCCCCCAGAGGAAGUGCUACAGGUGACAUGGGUUUGUUACCACAAAGUGCAGAAAGCUGUGCAGUCACCUAUGACAGUGUCUGCAGCUCCUUGCACGAUUACAGCAGCCCUCAAAACACAAGAGCACUCAAGGUCGACUUCAUUGGAUCCCAAGAUGACGUGCUCAUGGCAGUGAUGACGCCUGUGGCAACACCAGCUUCUGCUGACUCAAGCAAACUUGCUCAACUUCUUUCUGAUGACAUAGUUUCCCGGCUUUCUUUGUCUCCUAGAUCAGCAACACAGGAAGCUAAGUCCCCGUUGGCAACUUUAAAAUCUCCAACUCUGGGCCAACAAUCUGUCAGUACAAGCAACCCCAGUGGGGGAGGUGAGGGCUCAGUGGCCAGGAGCUUAGAAGGUGAAGGGCAGCUCACAGACUUAAGCCACCAGGGAGCAAAUCACAUGGAAAGGUCUGCUGUUGGCUCAGGCAGUGGUGCUAGCCCACUGUCAUCCAAAGCCAGCCCGCUCAACUGCACUCAGGACCUGGUGGCCUUAGAAGGAGCGGGAGAGGACGGAGGAGGAGGCGAUGCAGCAGAGCGGAGUGGAGAGAUGCUGGACAACCACGUUGAUGGGGAUGGAAGCCUGACACCGCGCGUUGAGACAAGCAUGUAAAACCAAUGGGACGGGGAGCUACCCACAACCACCUAUGACUGACCACUGGUCUCUGUGGGCUCUGCAGCUGUUGAUGAGGACCCUGUGAAAUAAAGUGAAAGCGCUUGUUGUUCUGGAGAGAUGAACAUAUGCCACACGCCACAGAACCUUCGGCAGUGCAGCGAACAGGUUUGAGGUGAUACAUGGUUACUGCACACAGUGGGGAGUCACUGUUUGGUACCGACGGAUCCCGUCAGGCUCAUGUGAACUCGACAAAGCCUUGUGUACAUUAGCAGUUGGCUAAUGCUAAUGAACCGAUUACACCACUGACAGGCAGGUGAAAUAGUAUUUUUUUAUAUUCGUACUACUGCUACUUUUGAAUAAAACACAAGUUUUACUGAUAUAAAAAGGGUCCAGGUUGUGCUGCUGUAUUGAGACCCAGAUGAAGCACAAAAGCACAACCAGGGCAGCAGGAAGUGUACAUGGAUCUGCUGUGUACCUUCUUUAUGUGAAGCAGGGUCUGGAGAGUGUAAGGCGUUUUCGCUGCAGGACACAACACCUCGGCCUCACAGACACGGUGAAAUCACCUGCUUAUGCAGAUACUGAGAAAGGGAAGCGCACAAGUUGGUCGGUUCCAGCUCAGGGGCCCUCGUUCAGUGGCACGUGCUUCUACGGCCUCUACCAAAGAAAAUAAAUUUCCAUGCUUUACCAUUAAUUGAUAUGCUUUAUAGUGUGUUGGAGUUGGCAAAGCGCACACAAACGGCCCGUCUGGUCUCCGUGAGACUACGGUGUCAUUACACAAGGUUAAUGAGUCCAAUAACUACGUUAACAGCGGAGUUCCCGUUUGACAGUCACUAGCAUUAUAAGGCCUCUGUCUGUCUGGUGUGGGAGCAGACAUGAUGAUUCCACAAAUUCAAAAGAAGAAAGAUCAGGGCGGCGACGGUUCAGUCCGAUGAUCAGCAGCAACAUCAAAAGCAGCUGGACUGAUUUGGCUCAUCGUUGGACUGGAUGUGUCUCAGCAGCUCAGUCAGUUGAGUUCCAAGGAAGACGGAGACCGCGCUUGAAACAAGAUCAGAUGGUUACAGGACGAACUGUGCUUUGACUGAGUAGGUGCAGGUUCACCCUCGUGGCCUUCCACUGUACCGAGGCUACACUUGAAGGAGGUGGCCCUGGACUCGUGUGUGGGGUGCCCUCUGCAGGCUCACUGACGGGGUUGGAACAAAAGACCUGAUGCCUCUGCAGCAUGUCAGCGUCUCCACAGACGAGCUUUGCUGACAAAGAAACAUGUUUAAUGAUGUACAUUAUGAGCAUUAGGGGAGCGUACAGUUCUAGACCAAUCAGGGACCGUGCUGUAGCCGCGUCCCCAGGUAUAAUAUUCUCUCACUGUAGACCUCACAGUCUCUCGUCUCACUUAAACCCGAUGAACUGCAUUUUUAUAAAAGAACGCCGGAGCUUCGUGUUGUUAACAUCAGUAUCUUUUUUUAAUUGGGUGCCUUUUCAUAAAUAGACCAUUUAUGAGAAGGUGGAAAGAACUUGCACCAAUCUUUUGUUUUAUGUUUCUGUGUAGUGAUUGUGUCAAAGUGCAGAAACUUACUGUACAUGAUCAGGUUUUGCUUCAACUCUACUGUACGGUUCUUUUAGCCACAUCUCAUUUUUCUACAUGGUCAUUUCAUGGUGGAAGGCAGAGGCUGCUAGAACCAUCUCGGUGCAACAUGGGCAUGAACUGCCGCUUUUCAGCAGGACAACGGAAGGUGCCACAGCAGGGGGCCAGUCUGCAGGGUGGGAGGGAGCUACAGUACCUCGCCCAUGGAGCGAGGCUGGGUCCCCCCCUCCUCCUCCCUCCACUCUCCAGUGACCCAACCACCGUGGUUCUGGUUCUUCAGGUGUGAAUCUGGAAUCGAAUACGUCGCAAAUAUGUCCAAAAGCUGUACACAUCACAGAAGCAAGAAAAGUAAACUGAAAACUUAUGUUGCCUGGGUCCAGUAGUAAGUGUAGGUGCCACUGAAUAAAACCUGCUAACACAAUGUUCAUGUCUGAGACAGGAAGGUAGUUGGUUUACCUGAGGUGCAAGGGACCUCAAAUGAUUAAUAUUUUGUACCUAUACUUAAUGUAAGUCUACGCACACUGGUCUCAUUCAAUCCAAUUCAACACUUUUUAAAGCUUGUAACCUCUGGGUUUUUGAUGUGGAUAAAGGAAGUGGGAGGAGUCAGUGGAUGUGGAUGGUACCUGGAGCCUCCAUGCCGCUCCUCCUUCCACCAGCAUACGUUGUUAAGUGUGUCCUUCCUGGGCGACUUGUGAAGUGGCCUUGGGCUUUCUGGGGGCAGAAGGAGCUGACUCAGCAGCUUUGUCUCCAAAUCAGCCAAUCACAUCGUGGCCCCUGGUUCGGCCAGACAAACCCAACGUGAUAUUCACCACAAAUGUUUGGAUGUUCAGAAAGUGGAAGCCAUUUUAAAAUAUCAGCAUUAAAUAAAGAAUGAACUUGGGCCAUUCAAGCUAAAUGUCAGUCUUGAGCUCUCAUGACCUGGUGGUGGUGCACAUUCUGAAUCAGUUUUCCGCUGCCUGGCUGUCUGUUUCCUCAGAAUUUUUAGCUGCCAUUAGGAACCAGGUCAACACUCUCCUGUACAAACGCUGCUCUCCGUGUAGACCACGCAUGCUUGUCAGAAUCAUUUAGCAGAUUCGUAACUAAGACAAAGACCGAAAUCACCAGACAGAUGAAAAGACUGCCUGCACGUUUUCAUUCGCUUCUUCAAUGUUCCACUUUUUCACCCUUGUCUACUUUGUUUGAUCGACAGUAGCCUGUGUGAUGAUUAGUCAGAUUCAUGUAAUUAUUUAUUUCAACAUUGUGAUAGUGAACAAUUUGAGGACUUUUAAAUCAGUUACCAAAAUGCAAGACAAAUAAAUGUGUUAAUGUGACCUUCCUUUGCCAUCUCCUGUUUGUCUCCUACAUUAUCUACUGUAAAUGUUGUGUGUUUUGUUAUCAUCUCUACAGUUGGAAAUGAACAAUAUCUUUGAAGGGGACUGGAAACACUUUUGAUGUUAACUGCACCCCUUACAGUGUGUGAAUGUGGAUGUGGGAAAGACUAGAAGCAGCCACUGGUGUAACAGCAACGUCGGCCAUAAGAUUGGAGUACAGUAUAUACCGCCGUCCUCAGAGCAGGAGAGACGACAAGCCACCAUGUAAAUGGACCAUUCCAGGUGCUAACAGCUGGUCAGCAGGAGGGUGCGACUCCCAGCUGUCAAACAGCCGUCUGCGCUAAAAGGCUAUAUUUUAUUAUUUAUUUAAACCAGGUUAUACAGAUAUUUAGCUUUUAAAGAUAAUUACUUGUUAUAU
This is a messenger RNA of Betta splendens (Siamese fighting fish), 6319 nucleotides long. Its product is annotated as potassium voltage-gated channel subfamily B member 2-like. The record is from RefSeq and is a predicted model, not a curated record. The transcript has 3 exons. Lineage: Eukaryota; Metazoa; Chordata; Actinopteri; Anabantiformes; Osphronemidae. Gene Ontology annotation, molecular function: protein binding; delayed rectifier potassium channel activity. Gene Ontology annotation, biological process: potassium ion transmembrane transport; protein homooligomerization. The coding region runs from base 415 to 3009 and encodes 864 amino acids. Gene Ontology annotation, cellular component: membrane; voltage-gated potassium channel complex.